Caenorhabditis elegans is the source of this 949-nucleotide messenger RNA. Its product is annotated as Lant_dehydr_C domain-containing protein. Lineage: Eukaryota; Metazoa; Nematoda; Chromadorea; Rhabditida; Rhabditidae. Bases 10 to 921 code for a protein of 303 amino acids. The transcript is spliced from 6 exons. The record is from RefSeq and is marked reviewed.
CUGAAAAUUAUGGAUAUAUGGGUAAACUUGCUCUCCGACCGGUUAGAAUCCCCGAAUUUCGAGUUUAUCACGGAUUUCAUCGGCGGAAAAUGUGUUGUGCAGAAAGACUAUCUCGAAGAUGAAAAAUCACAAUCAUCAUCGGGAUGGCUGCUUCACGUCUAUUUUCGCCCGGAAGAGUUUUUGGACCGGCCAUUCGUUGCGGAUAUCAUUUUCAGAUGCGGAACACGGAGAAGAGAGGUUUUCUCUGUACUUUUGAAAAAUGACUGCUUUUUCGCCCAUAUGCGUGUCAAGGAAAAGACUGGAAGGCUGAUAAUUGCGGCAAGGAUCCGAAAAAUGCUAUGCGAGUUGGAUCUCUCAAAACCUUCAGGCUCCCGGCAAUUUGUGGUUCAAAAUUUUGAAAAUCAGCUAAAAGACGGUCGAAUCUUCUACGUAAAUCUCGCAAAACUCGGGCAAAUCGGCGGAGAUUUAUUCAAAAAAUGGCAGACUGUGGAGAAUGUUCAACAGCUUAGUUUAGCCAACGAAACAAUGGAAAAUCGAAUGAUUGAAGUUUUGAUGGAGGCUACGGCGAAAUAUGAUGAUAUUGUUGUCAUUAGACACAGUUUUCAUAGACUAAUCCAAUUGGCUCAAACGUACCGAAUGCACAAAUUGAUGCGUGUAAUUGAGGAAAACUUGUCAGAAACGAAGCUCAUGAAUUGGGAUGAAAAGAUUCUGUUGGCUCUACAAUAUAGAAUGAGCCAACUUUAUGUUCAAGUUCAGCGGAAGUAUCUUUUGACGCCGUGGAACAUACUUUGCAGGAUACAACGCCUCUACCUGUCAAAUUAUGCUGCAAAAUCGGGAAAUGCCUCAAAUCCGUACGAUAUGAUCCACAAAAACCUGAUGCAAAUGGUUAUGAUGUCCGACGAGAAUAUUUGUAUUGGAUAAUCGAGUUUUUAAUAAAUUUUUGAAGCUU